CUGGCUCUCGCGCACCAGUUACGUCUAACCGUAAAAAAUAGAAACUUCCAAGAUGGCCGAGGCCGUGGACUCCAUGCAUUUCGCAGCAAACAGCAAAACAAAUUCUCCUAAACCCUUGAUAGCUAAGCGGCCGCCGGAGAGCCGACCGCAGUCUUCCAGCGACAUUUACCCGCCACCUCCUAAGAAGGUCCGGGUGGAGGAGCGGGGCCUGAAGCACAGGAAACUGAACGGAGAGGUGUGCGCAGGGGAAAAACACAACGGGAAGCAGAGUUGUGGGAGCCCAGCGAAAUGGAGUUUCGGCCCGGCCAAGGCGAGCCACUCCACCGCCGCCGCGUCGGCGACAACCACCCCGGCUCGGAAAAUCUUCAAAAUCAGCAACUUCCUCGCCUCGCCGCCCAAAGUGAAGAAGGCGAGAGAGAAGCGACACAAGGAGAAGGAGAAGAGCGGCGAAGCGCAGCAGCAGCGGAGCUCCGCCGUCGGUGUGGAGAGAGUGAGCCCAGCUAGCUGCCAUACAAAGACCGAGAACGGCGACAUGAAAAUGCUACAGAGCGCAGAUCACCGUGUGAAGGAGAAAGACAGGGAGAAGAAAAAGGAGAAGAAUAAAGAGUGGAAAAAUCACAAGUUGCCACCUGUGCAUGACAUUGCGAGAGAAAACGGGGAGGUGAUUUCUCAACAGAAAGAGUCUACGGAGAAGCCCAAAGCUGGUUCAGACGAAGACCUCCUGUUGAAGAAACUCAAGAAAAAGAAGAAAAAGAAGCACAAAGAUGGCGAGCGGGUGAAGGAGAGACACAGCCGGCCCAAAAUGUAUCACCGCUCAUGCCAGACGGUGUGUUCGGGAGUGUCUCUGGCUCUGCCCGAGUUCCUCGGUCGAAUCAACGGGAACAACAACAACAACAGCAUCAACAACAGCAGUCUACUCCACUCCAACACAUCACAACAGCACCACCAGGAUCCUCUUGUUACUGCCGCUACCUCCACCUCCAUCUCCUCCAUGGUCAGGGACAGGCUCGGCUACAGCUCACCGCUCCACUGCACCCCGGCGCCGGGCCUGCCCGGUCUGGAGUUCGGGCACCUGAUCCACAUCGAACAGCAGGCCAACGGAGGGGCGUCUGUGGCGCACGCCUACAGCGAGCAGCUCUCCUCCCUGUCUCCGGCUGAGAUGCAGCGCUUCGCCCAGGAGUUCGUCACCCUGUCGUUCAGCGAGGACGAGGCCCAGGCGGCGUGUUUUGUGAUGGGAAUCAUACACGGAGCGGCGUCCUACCUCCCAGACUUCCUGGAGUACUUCUCCUACAAGUUCCCCAACGCGCCAGUGAAGAUGGAGGUGCUCGGGAAGAAGGACAUAGAGACGACGACCAUGGUCAACUUCCACUCUCAGGUGAAGCGGACAUAUUCCCAGGGAACAUACCGUGCCGGGGCCAUGCGGCAGGUCAGUCUGGUCGGGGCUGUGGACGAAGAGGUUGGAGACUACUUCCCCGAGUUCAUCAGCAUGUUAGAGGAAUCUCCCUUUCUGGAGCGGACACUGCCCUGGGGAACGUUCUCCAGUCUGCGUCUGCAGAGCCCCACUGAGAGCGACGACGGCCCCAUCAUGUGGGUCAGACCUGGAGAACAGAUGAUCCCCAUGGCAGACAUGCCAAAAUCACCCUUCAAAAGGAAAAGGUCCACCAAUGAGAUAAAGAACCUGCAGUAUCUACCCAGAGCCAGUGAGCCCAGGGAGAUGCUGUUUGAGGACCGGACGAGAGCCCACGCUGACCACAUCGGUCAGGGGUUUGAGAGACAAACUACUGCUGCUGUAGGUGUGCUGAAGGCUGUGCGCUGCGGAGAGGACAGCUACGCUCCUGCCCGGAUCACCAAAGAUGUUGUGUGUUUCCAUGCUGGAGAUUUCCCAGAUGUUGUCAUGAGGCUGCAGCUGGACCUCCACGAACCUCCGCUGUCUCAGUGUGUACAGUGGAUCGAUGAUGCCAAGCUGAACCAGCUAAGGAGGGAGGGGAUCCGAUACGCCCGAAUCCAACUCUACCACGAUGACAUCUACUUCAUUCCCAGAGGAGUUGUCCACCAGUUCAAAACCGUGUCUGCUGUCUGCAGUCUGGCGUGGCAUAUUCGACUCAAACAGUAUCACCAACACGAAGAGAAGGAGGAAGAGGAGGAGGAGGUGAAGGAAGAGGAGACAUCUACACCUAGAGAAGUAACACUUCAUAUCAAAGAAGAAGAAGAAGAGGAGGAGGAAGACGACGAGGAGGUUGAGGGGAAGGAGUGUGACCCUGCUCUACAGAUAGCGAUGAAGCUGGAGGAUGAAGAGGCUGAGGGAAGGGAGGGGCUGCCUUCACAAACUCCGACACAGAUUUUCAAGGAUGAAGAGCAAGAGAAGAGAGCCGAGAUGAAGGAGUUGUCAACGACACAGUCUCUACCUUUUGUCAAGAGGGAGAGAGAUGAAGGUGUACUCACUCACACACUAAUAGAGCCUAAAGCUGAAGAAAAUGAGAAAGAGGAGGGUAAAGCAGGAGGGGGGGAGGAAGAUGCAGGCGCAUGCCGGACACUGCAGAAGGGCCAUGAGGAGGGUGGAGUGGACAGUGCAUCCUUAAAGUCACUACAGCAGAUUAGGAAGGAGAAUGAUGUGGAGGAAGAGAGGCAGCAAAAGACAACGGUACCAGGUCAAGGUCUAAAAGAGAAAACUAAAGAUAGUAUAACGAGCACUUACAACACACCGCAAAUCAAAAAGGAGAAAGAUAAAGGAAAAAGAGAGAGAGAUGAAAAGGAGAGGGUUAAAGAGAAGGAGAAAAAGGACAAGGAUAGGAGUAAAGAGAAGGAAAAGGAUAAAAAAGAGAAGGGGAAAGACAGAGAUAGAGAGAAGGACAGGGUGCGAGAGCAGGAGAAAGUUAAGGCCGAGGGAGGACGAGAGGGGAGUACAUCGACGCAGCCGCUGCCACAGAUGAGGAAAAAGGAGGACGAGGAGCGGACAAGAGAGGGCAGUAAAGCCUCUCAAACAUCCCUUCCUGCACAGAGAGACGAGAAGUGGGCCAAGGAGUGGGACUCAAAGACACAUCCCCACCUCAAGAGGGAGAAGGAGCACGAUAAAGACAGGGGAGGCACACAAGGAGCGUCUCACUUAAGGCCAGACAGAGAGGAGGCUCGAGACGCCAGUUCUCAUAAACACAAGUCUUCACACGGGAAGAAGGAGAAGAGCGGGCAUAAGGAGGGCAACGUGGGGAGCACGCAGCAGGGGGUGCAGGCAAAGUCUGGGAGAGAGGACGGGAAGACGGGAAUUCCCAAACCUGUGAACAUUCAGGUAAAGAAAGAAGGAAAGAAAGAUAAAGACAUCAGCAGUAAGGAGGAGAGGAAGAAGUCUGCCUCUGCUCCUGCGCCACCAGAACACAAACAACCACGGACGCUCAUCACCUUUGACCUCUUUAAGCCGAUGGAGGCUCACCAAACUCUGGCCCUUUCCUUCACGGAGAGCAGGCCUAAGACCCACCAUCACAGUGACUCUCGAGGCUCUUCCUCUAAGCCUGGAUCUGACAGUCGGACAGUUGUGCCCUCUAAAGGACCAAAAGUAAAGGACACGGUGCAGGGAAAACCUGCCACGCCCCUACAGGACACUCGGCCACAGCAGCACUCAUUAAAACAGCCCCUAAAAACACACACACCCCAAACACAGAAAGACUUCUUAAUAUGAAUGUCUAGUCUUUUCUUUUUUCUUUUUUUUUUUUUACUGUACAACUUACGCCGAGGCUUUGUUGAAGUAUUUGAAAAUGCAUCCUUCCUUCGGACAUCAGCUGGUGUUUUCUAAUUUGUAAUAUAUGGGUUGGUUGCGUUCCACAGCCGCAGUAACUCCAGUGGCGUGGUGAAAAGAGGAUGCACUCUCCAAGUAUUUUAUCAGCGCCUAAGAAUGUAAGCUAAGUAGCUCACUUCACGUUUGUUAGCGAAUGUAUGUAGGCUCUAUAUAAAAUGUUAUGUGACCCAUGUGUCAGUGCCUGUGCACUACUUAGCUUCGCUCUUAAAGCACCUAUUUUAGGUACUGGACUAGCCAAUCUGAAAACGACCAUCCUUACUCCCUGCUAUAGGAAUUACUACGUUCACUGUUUGGGACACUUCGGCAAGUCACCGAGCUCUCUCGCUGAAACCCUCUUUUGCCAUGUUGCUUUAGUCGAUGGGGUUUGUUGUUUAUAACACUCCAAAAUCGGAGCAAGUAGUUUUCAGACUGGACGUUGUUUGACUCACACAGGGCUGUAAAUGAUACUGUAUGUACCAAAACUGUACAGUAUAGAUGUUAUUAGCACCAAUGUGAGAAAAUGUAUACAGAAAUUGCAUAUAUUUUUUGUAAGACAAGUUUUAUUUUCCAUAGAACUUAUUUAUAUCAUUUACUGUCUGUUUUUAUUUGAAACCAAUGUAUGUGAACAUUUUGUUGUAAAUACAUUUUAUUUCCUAAGAUAAGACUUGGUAGUGUGAUUUAUACUCUGAUCAGAACCUCUCAAUAAAUGGUUCAAAAAUA
This is a messenger RNA of Dicentrarchus labrax (European seabass), 4486 nucleotides long. RefSeq names its product lysine-specific demethylase RSBN1L. The record is from RefSeq and is a predicted model, not a curated record. Gene Ontology annotation, cellular component: nucleus. The transcript is spliced from 8 exons. Lineage: Eukaryota; Metazoa; Chordata; Actinopteri; Moronidae. The coding region runs from base 53 to 3670 and encodes 1205 amino acids.